UUACUAGCUGUUCAUUUCUUAGCCAGCCAUGGCGAGUCUCGUCGCGAGGGCUUUGCCAGUCGCUUCCGGGCGUGCCACUCCUCGCCUUUCUCUCGUCGGCGCCGUUGCUCUCUCACGGCGACCGAUCCCGUAUCCCGGAGGCCCUCUGCUCAUUGUCUCUCCGCAUCCAACUUCGGUGUUUCUCCGACCCUUCUCUAAUCCGUGCGACAUUUGGCUUGGAUCCCUUUCCAGGAGUUUCCGAUCCCUGUCGCCCUUGCCGACAUGUAGUAUUUAUUCCGUCUCCGCUCGUGGAUUUCGGAAGGUAAGACGCGGGAAGCUGAACAAGAAGAAGGAGAAGAAGCCACUCGAGCUCGAUGUCACGAUCUGCAUCGAAGAAGGCUUGCCGGACGAUCCUCAAACUUUGAGCAUUGCUGAGAAACUUCAGUCUGAUGUUCCAAUUGUACUGAAGGUUGCAUUUGAUAAUCUAAAAGCUUCGGAUUAUAAGACAAGAGAUACUUCUAUAGGUGACAUUUACAAGUAUGAUAAAGUUGAGCUCUCUGUGUUGCUUUGUGAUGAUAAUUUUAUUCAAAAGCUAAAUAAAGAAUGGCGGGAUGUGGAUCAGCCUACUGAUGUUCUGUCUAUGUCCCAACAUAUUCCUGAGCUAGACCUUCCAAUUCUUUCAUUGGGUGAUGUAGUUAUAUCCCUGGAAACAGCUACCAAGCAAGCAAAGGAAAGAAGCCAUACACUUAUCGAUGAAAUCCGAGUUCUCAUGGUUCAUGGUUUGCUCCAUCUAUUAGGCUUUGAUCAUGAACUGGGCCUUCAGGCUGAAGCUGAAAUGGAAAAGGAAGAGGACUUUAUCCUCAGAAAUCUUGGGUGGAAAGGAAAAGGUUUAAUUAAGUGUGCACAUGAUUCUGGAAUACAAGAAAGUUGCCCAAUAAACAGCUCAGAUGGACAUGCCAAAAAUAUGAAGACAGAGAGCCAAUCAGGAUUUUGUGAAGCAAAAUUGAGUUACAUUUUCUGUGAUGUUGAUGAUAUUUUUUUUGAUGGCAAAAGUCAAGAAGAUACGUUGAUGACAAAAGCUCUGGAAGUUGCUCUCUCUGAAGGAGUAAAUAUAGCCGUUAUUACUAGAAAGACCAGGUCAGCAGUUAUAAGAGUUUCAAGAACAAUCAAUUUGAAAGGGAAAGCUUGCAUCAUAUCUGAAACAUCAGCUGGUGUUUUCCUACAGGGAUCACUUGUAUAUGGGAGACAAGGUAAAGAGAUUUUCAGAGCAAAUCUAGAUAAGAAUCUUUGCAGAGAGGCUUUUCAGUACUCUUUGCAACACGGACUUCCUCUGGUUGCAUUUUGCCAGGAUCAGUGUUUAACUUUAUUUGAUCAUCCUUUGGUUGAUUCACAGCAUACCCUGCAUCAUGAGCCAAAGGUUGUGGUUAUUCCUUCCAUUGAGCGCCUUUUAGCAAGGUCCGAUCUACAGAAAUUGGUUUUCCUUGGAACUGCUGAAGAGAUUUCCGCUCUAAGACCAUAUUGGACAGAAGCAACAAGAGGGCUUGCAGAUGUUGUUCAGCCGCAGACAUGUAUGCUUGAAAUUAUUCCAUCUGGAGUUUCAAAAGAUAGCGGCGUAAAGAUGCUACUGGAUCACCUUGGAAUUGCUACAGAUGAGAUUAUGCCACAUUUUGACAAUGAAAAUAAGAUGAUGAUGAUGCAGAAUGCAUCAGCGUCGUCAUCGAACAUGGUAAUGCCAGAUGAAAGCUAGAACACUGACGAUUACUGGUGAUACAUAUGUAUGUUCUUGGCGCGACAAAGAAGUCUGGCUAUCCUCUAUUAAAUGGAAGUGAGUAAUUCUUUGAAUGCAUCCAAUGAAGACAAGGUUUGGUUAGAUGGAGCCAGCGUAUAGGAUUGGUAAUGCGGGGAUAUGUGGAUCUAAGAUAUCUUAGUUCAACUAAUGAAACCGCAAUCAUGUAGUUUCUAUUGUUGAGAAAAAGAUCUACUUGAGUGUCACUCAGAGACAUGAGUAAUGCUUCGAAUGUGCUCGAUGAAGAUUUGCUUUCGAACAGCUGAAUAGGGCAAGUAAUGUGAUGAUAGCUGAACCUAAGAUCUAUGUAGAACUGAUUUGUUUGCCAUAUUACUGCUUUCUGUAUGUUUGUACUUGAACAUUGUAUCAUGUGGACAAAUUCCUUGUGUUGUAGCGGACCGUUUUUUUUCUGAGGAUAUGUGCUCGUUGAGAAUUGA
Molecule: messenger RNA, 2202 nt
Organism: Zingiber officinale
Lineage: Eukaryota; Viridiplantae; Streptophyta; Magnoliopsida; Zingiberales; Zingiberaceae
Product: endoribonuclease YBEY, chloroplastic-like
Exons: 12
Coding region: 29-1726 (565 amino acids)
Biological process (GO): rRNA processing
Molecular function (GO): metalloendopeptidase activity
Source: RefSeq, a predicted model, not a curated record